Molecule: messenger RNA, 2341 nt
Organism: Triplophysa rosa
Lineage: Eukaryota; Metazoa; Chordata; Actinopteri; Cypriniformes; Nemacheilidae
Gene: tmem33
Product: transmembrane protein 33
Exons: 8
Coding region: 141-887 (248 amino acids)
Biological process (GO): membrane organization; endoplasmic reticulum tubular network organization
Cellular component (GO): membrane; endoplasmic reticulum
Source: RefSeq, a predicted model, not a curated record
CUCAGCUGAUCAACCUCUUGUGCAUAUUCCGGAGUAGAACGUGUGCGCUUCGAGCGGUGGAAAAAGCUGAUUUUUCACCUUCCUGCGACACUGACAACCAUCUAAAUAUAACAGAAUCUGUGUCUCACAAUAUCUGAAAGAUGGCAGACACAGAGCAAAGACCUCCUCCACCUCAAACAGGGCCUACGCAAUUCUUGUUGAGUAACAAGCUGGAAACGGCUAUGUGGCUGUCAAGACUCUUUACCGUCUACUGUUCCAUCAUGUUCAUUCUUCCCCUGCUUGGUCCUCAAGCAGCUGCUAAUUUCUAUCAGAGGGCAUUGCUGGCAAACGCCCUGACCAGUGCUCUGCGUCUGCACCAGAGACUUCCUCACUUUCAGCUGAGCAGAGCCUUCCUGGCCCAGGCCUUACAGGAGGACAGCUGCCACUAUCUCCUAUACUCUCUCAUCUUUGUCAACUCCUACCCUAUCACAAUGAGCAUAUUUCCGGUGUUUCUCUUCUCACUUCUCCAUGCCACCACCUACACCAAAAAAGUUCUCGAUACUAUGGGACCCAACAGCAUUAUGUUUGUGAGGAACUUUCUGAACAAGCUCUCAGCCAAUCAGCAAAACAUUCUCAAGUUUAUUGCAUGCAAUGAGAUUUUCUUGAUGCCUGCUACAGUCUUCAUGCUUUUCAGUGGCCAAGGCAGCUUGCUUCAGCCCUUCAUCUAUUAUCGAUUUCUCACUCUGCGUUAUACCUCAAGACGCAAUCCAUAUUGCCGGACUCUUUUCACUGAGCUGAGGAUUUUGUUGGAGCACUUUGUGAUGAAGCCCAGUUGCCCUGCCUUCUUCAGAAAGAUGUGCCUAAACAGCAUUGCCUUCAUCAGCCGCCUUGCCCCCACUGGGGUUUAACUGCUUUCUCUGAACUUCCACACUCAUACGCACUACACAUGCUUCAGCACACAUACACAAGUCCUAUAACAGUUCAGAGUUGGAACCAUUUUAAGAUGGACGUCAUGAUGAUUGCUCAGAGAUGGAUGUCCUCCUCUGCACUGAAGGCAUUCGCUAUGUUGGGAGAGACUAUCAAUCUCACAGACUGCAUCCAAAAAAACAAACCCGCCAGAUGAUGCAUCUCUGUGCGCAGUUGUCUGUAAGGGUGGUAAUUGUUUUAUUGGUUCAUUAGAGCAUUUAUAUUAAUACUUAUUCUCUGGGGAUGGACCCUUGAGAUAUCUUAACUGUAAGGGAAAAUAGAUGAUUUUUAAUAGUUUCUUUCUAAUGAGAUUUCAGUUGUCAUUUAUACGUGUCUGUAUUUCCAUUUUUAUGUUCUUGCUGAGCAUUGUUAUUUUAUGUCUUGUACUGGAUUACCUUGAAAGUAACUUGCCCAAGCUUUUGCUUUUUUUUUUUAAUAGUUGACAAUGACCUGAAUGUGAAUGAAUUGAAGUUUUAGGUUCCAGUUCCACUGCUGAGUUAUGUGAACAUGCUGAUGAUAUGAGAACUAUUGUUGCAAAUCCUGUGAUCAUUCAUGUAUUGCAUCAGUUAUGUUAUGCGUUCAAUGCUGUUUAUUAUCAUGGCCAAGUUGUGAAAAUUUGAAACUUGAAAAUUUGUCAACUAUUUGCUUGUUCAAGGCAUGUUGUCACUAUUUAUUGCCUCUUGUUUAUAACUAGGCUCUAUGUAGAUUAAUAAAAUCUAAGAUUAAUUUAACUGGUAUUUAUGAUGGUUUAAUUGUCAAAAAUAAUUUUUGUGGCAGUGGUUUUCUGCAACCUUUUUGGUUUGCAGUACACUGUUAGAAAGCACACGUCACUCCUCUCUUCAUUAAGUUACAUUGGCUCCCUAUAGUCGCUCGCAUCAAAUUUAAAGCUCUGCUCUUGGCCUUCAAGACCACUACUGGUUCAGCACCCCCAUAUCUUCACUCGCUAGUACAGACUAAUGUACCCGCCAGAUCCCCUACGCUCUGCAAACGAACAACGUCUUGUAGUGCCAUCCCAAAAAGUGAGAAAAACCCCACUCUCGCAUACCUUCUCUGGAUCUGUUCCACAUUUGCGGAAUCAUCUGCCCAAUGCUACAAGAUCAACAGAUUAUGUAGCCACCUUUAAGAAUCAGCUGAAAACACAUCUUUUCCAUCAACAUCUGGCCGAUUAGUACUAACUUCUAUUUCUUUUCUACUCUUUCUGUCCUUAAAAAACAAAUCCUUACCUUUGUAUACUGUGGUAGGCUGUAUGAGACCAGUUUUACUGCUCUUGUGCUUUUUGUUGUUCCAAUUGCUUCUAUUGUUUACCUCAUUUGUAAGUCCCUUUGGAUAAAAGGGUCUACUAAAUGUAAUGUCAAUGUAAAUAAUUAAACUGUGCCACUGUAAUUUCAACAUGAAA